Messenger RNA from Vicia faba (fava bean), 2088 nucleotides. Lineage: Eukaryota; Viridiplantae; Streptophyta; Magnoliopsida; Fabales; Fabaceae. The record is from the annotation of a GenBank genome assembly.
AUGGAGAGAAAGUUUGACAUGGUUUUGAGAAGAAUUUUGAUCUCUGGUUCAAUCCACUAUCCAAGAAGCACACCUCAGAUGUGGCCAGAUUUAAUUCAAAAGGCCAAAGAUGGAGGUGUUGAUGUGAUUGAAACAUAUGUGUUUUGGAAUGGACAUGAACCUUCUCAAGGAAAUUAUUACUUUGAAGAUAGGUUUGAUUUGGUUAAGUUUGUGAAAGUGGUUCAACAAGCUGGACUUUAUGUUCACUUGCGUAUUGGUCCCUAUGUUUGCGCGGAAUGGAAUUUCGGGGGAUUUCCUGUUUGGCUAAAGUAUGUACCAGGUGUUGCUUUCAGAACCGACAACCAGCCGUUCAAGGCUGCAAUGCAAAAAUUCACUGCUAAGAUUGUCAGUAUUAUGAAAGCAGAGAGAUUGUUUCAAAGCCAAGGUGGUCCAAUUAUUUUGUCUCAGAUUGAGAAUGAGUAUGGACCGGUGGAAUGGGAAAUUGGUGCUCCUGGAAAAGCUUAUACGAAAUGGGCUGCUCAAAUGGCUGUUGGUCUAGACACGGGUGUACCGUGGAUUAUGUGUAAACAAGAAGAUGCUCCUGAUCCUAUUAUUGAUACCUGCAAUGGAUAUUACUGCGAAAACUUCUCUCCCAACAAGAACUACAAACCCAAAAUGUGGACUGAAAACUGGACUGGCUGGUACACUGAUUUUGGCAGUGCUGUCCCUUAUAGACCAGCAGAAGACUUGGCAUUCUCAGUUGCCAGAUUCGUACAGAAUCGCGGCUCAUAUGUUAACUACUAUAUGUAUCAUGGGGGAACUAAUUUUGGAAGGACAACUAGUGGCCUUUUCAUUGCCACAAGCUACGACUACGAUGCUCCUAUCGAUGAAUACGGACUUAUAAACGAACCAAAAUGGGGGCAUCUAAGAGAUUUACAUAAAGCGAUAAAGCAAUGCGAGUCAGCUUUGGUGUCCGUGGAUCCGACAGUGUCAUGGCCCGGAAAAAACCUUGAGGUGCAUCUUUACAAGACAAGCUUUGGUGCAUGUGCUGCAUUCCUUGCAAAUUACGACACCUCGUCGUGGGCAAAAGUUCCAUUUGGAAAUGGCCAGUAUGACCUCCCACCCUGGUCUAUCAGUAUUCUUCCUGACUGCAAAACUGAGGUUUUCAACACUGCAAAGGUUGGUGCUCCGAGGUUCCAUAGAAAGAUGACUCCUGUAAACAGCGCGUUUAAUUGGCAGUCAUACAAUGAACAACCUGCCGCCUCCGGUGGAGAAAGUUCGAUCACAACGGCUGCACUUUUGGAGCAGGUCGGCGUCACUCGCGAUUCGUCAGAUUAUUUGUGGUACAUGACAGAUGUCAACAUUAGUCCUAAUGAAGCUUUCUUAAAGAAUGGCCAAUAUCCUGUUCUUACAGCAAUGUCGGCCGGCCAUGUUCUGCAUGUUUUUGUUAACGGUAAACUUUCAGGAACUGCGUACGGAGGAUUGGAUAAUCCUAAACUAACAUUUAGCAGUAGUGUGAAGCUAUGGGCUGGCAAUAACAAGAUUUCUCUACUUAGUGUUGCAGUCGGUCUCUCGAAUGUUGGCUUACAUUACGAAACAUGGAAUGUUGGAGUGUUAGGCCCGGUAACGUUAAAGGGUCUAAAUGAGGGGGCAAGAGACUUGUCUAAACAAAAAUGGUCUUACAAGACUGGACUGAAAGGUGAAUCUUUGAACCUUCAUACCGCAACUGGAAGUUCCGCGGUAAAAUGGUCACAAGGAUCAUUUUUGUCUAAAAAGCAGUCUCUCACAUGGUACAAGACAACUUUCAGCGCGCCCGCUGGAAAUGAUCCGUUGGCUCUAGAUAUGAGUAGCAUGGGAAAGGGUGAAAUAUGGGUAAACGGUAAGAGCAUUGGUCGCCAUUGGCCCGGAUAUAUAGCACGUGGUAAUUGUGGCAGUUGUAAUUAUGCCGGAACAUUUACCGAUAGUAAAUGCCGAACAAAUUGCGGACAACCAACUCAAAAAUGGUAUCAUAUUCCUCGCUCGUGGCUAAACUCAGGCGGGAACUUCUUGGUUGUGUUGGAAGAAUGGGGAGGUGACCCUACCGGAAUUUCAUUGGUGAAAAGAACAUAA